AUCUAUACUCCGUCCCACGAGAGAAGUAACCCGCGUCCCGACCGAAUUGCGUCCGAAUCCGCGCAUCCCCCACUUAGUCGACAUAUCGACGGCGCACGAUCUCAACCGUCGACGUUCGGCAACGUUGUACAGUAUGUAUCUUAACGUAUACUCGCUAUAGUGUGUCAAUACAUCUGUGUCACUAUAUUCCGCGCCGCAUUUACGUCUAUAAUAACCACUUGUUUAUUUAAUUAUUGUAGUUUUUUUUGUUGGUUAAUUUUUUUCUUAAAAAUGAAUAAUUCUCAAGAGGAAUGUCAAUCAAAACAUGACUCUGCUAGAUGUGCUGAAACAAGCAUCGAUGUUGCAGAAAUUCUUUCACCUAUUAAAAAAAAUCGAAAAGGACAGUUUGUUGGAAGAGGGCAAAAACAGAAUAUUGUUAAUUUAUACAAGUCGAAAAAACAUCAACAACCAGACAUGAAGUACAAAGACAUGAUAACAUCUAUUUCAAAAGAAAUUGGGAUUGGAAAGCGUACAGUGAUAAACACAAUAAGUGAGUACAAAAAUACAGGACACUUGAAGUCGCCAUGUAAAACAAAAAACCGCCCAAAAAUCAAUGAUAAAAUUGACGAUUUUGAUAAAACCGCAAUUCGUCAAAAAAUUCAUGGGUUUUGGUUUAGAGGUGAAAUCCCAACUUUAAAUAAAAUUGUCACUGUUAUUGAUGAGGAUCCAGAUCUUCCGAGUUUGCCUAGAUCCACUUUACAUCGGAUAUUGAAAGAAUUAAAUUUUGAAUAUACAAAAAGGAAUCGGAAUAGUGCGCUUACGGAAAGAGGAGAUCUCGUUGUUUGGCGACAAAAAUAUAUUGAGGACAUAAGACGAUAUCGGAGUGAAGGUCGUACAAUAUAUUUCCUUGAUGAAACGUGGGUAAACGCAGGGGAGUGUAGCAGCAAAGUAUGGAUUGAUACUUCGGUAAAAUCUCAUAGGGAUGCAUUCCUGAAAGGACUGUCUACAGGCCCUAAAAAUCCUUCAGGUAAAGGCAAACGUCUAAUAGUUGUACAUAUCGGUUCAGCAGAUGGUUUCGUCGAGGGUGGUCUAUUGUGUUUUGAGUCGAAAAAAAACACAGCAGACUACCACGACGAAAUGAAUGGCGACACGUUUUACGAAUGGUUUUGUGGAGUUCUGCCCCGAUUAAAAGAAAAUUCAAUAAUAGUCAUGGACAAUGCAUCGUACCAUUCUGUUAAAAAAGACCCGGUUCCUACAACGGCUUGGAAAAAAGACGACAUAGUAAAUUGGUUAAAGGCCAAAGGUAUUGUUUACGAUAAACCGAUGUUGAAAUUUCGAUUGCUUGAUAAGGUAAACGAAAUUAAACCUCUUCACGUUAAAUAUGUUAUUGACGAAGAAGCUUUGAAAACAAAUCGACAUGUAUUACGUUUGCCACCUUACCAUUGCGAACUUAAUCCAAUAGAACUUGCGUGGUCUGUAGUGAAGAAUCAUGUGAAACAAAAUAAUACAACAUUUAAACUAAAGGAUGUUGAACAAUUGCUGAUGGAAGGUGUCCAGAAAGUGACUUCUGACAUGUGGGCCAAUUUCGUUAGUCAUACUAUCAAAGAAGAAGACAAAUUAUAUGAAAUCGACUUCAUCACAGAAAAUAUGUUGGAGAAUGAAGAAUCACAUAUAAUGACGAUAACUGGUGACACUUCUUCUGAUUUUUCUGACGAGUAAUUAUUGUAAAAUAUAUUAUUUAUAAAAGUGACUUACAUUUUUUUUUUGUAUUUAUGUACUAAAUAUUAUGUA
Acyrthosiphon pisum (pea aphid) is the source of this 1770-nucleotide messenger RNA. RefSeq lists its product as uncharacterized. The transcript has 2 exons. The coding region runs from base 271 to 1698 and encodes 475 amino acids. The record is from RefSeq and is a predicted model, not a curated record. Gene Ontology annotation, molecular function: nucleic acid binding. NCBI's taxonomy places the organism in Eukaryota, Metazoa, Arthropoda, Insecta, Hemiptera, Aphididae.